CAAAACAAAAACAUUAACCUGUCGUUUUCACGUGUCUCGAUAACAUUCUUAUUUCUUUACUCUUGUAAAAAAUAUAACAACUGAACGAAAACACUGCAAUUACAUCAUGAAAAACUCAUCAUUUAUUAAAAUAUUGCAUAAAGGAUAAGUUAUAUUUUAGUGUAUAACCCACGUAUAACCUUACAUUUAUUUGAAAAAGUAGCUUUUUAAGCUGUCCUUAAUCUUAAUUAUUAAAUAAAUAUAAGUGCUGGAUUUCUAUUUAUAUUAUCAUUAUGGGUAAGAAAAGAUAUAAUGCAAAAGCAAGACAAGUUGUAAACACAAACAUUGAUAAUUCUCGCACACAGGAGAUAAAACUCGAAUUUGCUGCAAGUGAAUAUGGCACUAAGGACCCGAGUAAUCUAUUAGCUUUACCAUCUAAGAAGAGAAAUACAAAGAUAGUCUUGGAAAAGACUGAGAGGACAAGGUUUUUAUCUAAGGCUCAAAGAAAGAGGUUAGAGAAAAUAGUUGAGAAAAAGAAGAAAAAAGCAAAUAGGUCUACAUUAUUGGAAUCCUUAUCACAAGUCCAAGCAUCAUCUGAUGAAGUUAAACAUUUAACCACUAUCUCAUCCAUGCAAACACUUGGGCUGAGGAAAUUGACAGAGAUUAAUUCCGAAGUUGCUACUUUCAAUGCAAAACCUAAAGAGAGUGAUGUGCCUGAACAGAAGAAGUUUAGCAGCAUAGCAGGUGCAAAAAAGCGUUUGCGCCUCUUACGACUAGAAAAUGCUGACAAAGUCAAAAGAAAAAAGUAUGAUCCAAAUAUUGUUGGCUUAGAAGAGACUGAUAACAGUGAAUCAAGUGAAACUGAAGAAGAAAAUGAUGUUGUUAAAGGUGAAGAAACAAUUGAUGUAGGUAAAGGUGAAGAAACAAUUGAUGUAAGUAAAGGUGAAGACACAAUUGAUGUAAGUAAAGGUGAAGAAACAAAUGCUGAAAAAGUGCCAACAACUGUUGAUAUUACUGAAACAGAAAUUGUAGACUCUAUACCAAUAGCAGAUGCUCCAGUUCCAUCUGUUGAAAGUAAGAAGGCCCCAACUGUUGAAUGUAAGAAAAAUGUUACAAUAAAACCCCUUGAUCAUCCCAGUGUUCACAUAGAUGUUAAAAGAGAUCCAAAAAUUCAAGUGGCAAGAUUAAAAUUGCCCAUACUGGGAGAAGAACAGAGAAUCAUGGAGUUGAUUAAUGAGAAUGAAUUUGUGAUAAUUGCUGGUGAGACUGGCAGUGGUAAAACCACUCAAUUACCACAAUUCCUCUACGAGGCCGGAUAUGCAGAGCACAAGAUGAUAGCAGUGACAGAGCCAAGACGAGUGGCCACUGUCGCUAUGUCGUCCAGGGUGGCAUAUGAGCUCGGGCUGACCAGCAAAGAGGUGUCAUAUCUUAUGCGCUUCGAAGGAAACGUCACGAAAGAUACAAAGAUUAAGUUCAUGACAGAUGGUGUUUUACUCAAAGAGAUUCAAAAUGAUUUCCUCAUGAGUAAAUACUCUGUGGUUAUUAUCGACGAGGCUCACGAGAGGAGUGUCUACACCGAUAUAUUGUUAGGCUUGCUGUCGAGGAUAGUGCCGCUGAGAAGAAAACGGGGUGUUCCGUUGAGGCUCAUUGUAAUGUCAGCUACAUUGAGAGUUGAGGACUUUACGGAAAACACAAGGCUGUUUAAAGUACCACCACCUUUGAUUAAGAUAGAAGCGAGGCAGUUUCCAGUGACAAUACAUUUUAACAAACAUACAUACAGUGAUUAUUUAAAGGAAGCAUACAAGAAGGCAGUUAAGAUUCAUACCAGACUUCCCGAAGGAGGUAUUCUUAUAUUCGUCACAGGACAGCAAGAGGUCAACCACUUAGUUCGGAAGUUGAAGGCAUCGUUCCCGUACCGCAAAGAUGUGGACUACUCCAAGCUAAUCACCAAGCGCAGUGUCUGUGAUGAUAAACAGGCCGACGCCCUUGACUCCGAGCCCGAGGAUAUAGAAUCUGAUGAUGACGAGGUAGAAAAGGAAAUGAAACGGUCGCGGAAAGCGAGAAAGAAAGCGAAACAGAAAGCGCGAGCUCUGCCCAAGAUUAAUUUAGACGACUACGAUAUGCCGGCUGAUGAUGGGCAGGCGGAUCUUGUUGCCAGUGAUGAUGACAGUGAACAUCUAAGUGAUUCAGAUACGGAAGACAGUGCGCUUACAACAGAGAUAAAGUCAUGUCGCCAGCCGCUGUGGGCUCUUCCGUUGUACUCCAUGCUCAGCUCCUCCAAGCAGGGCCGGGUGUUCGCGCCGCCGCCCCCAGGGGCUCGCCUGUGUGUCGUCAGCACCGACGUGGCGGAAACUUCGCUCACAAUCCCCGCAAUCAAAUACGUCGUUGACACCGGCAAGAAGAAGAUGAAAGUGUACGACCACAAGACGGGUGCGAGCGCGUGGCGCGUGGUGUGGUCGUCGCAGGCCAGCGCCGAGCAGCGCGCGGGGCGGGCGGGCCGCACGGGCGCCGGCCACGCCUACCGCGUGUACAGCGCUGCCGUGUUCCAGCACCGCUGUGUGCCGCACCACGCGCCCGACCUGCAGCGCCGCCCCGUCGACGACCUGCUGCUGCAGAUGAAGUGCAUGGCUAUCGACAAGGUUGUAAAUUUCCCAUUUCCGACUGCUCCCGACCGAAUGCAACUCCGGCUUGCGGAGAAGCGACUUGAAGUGCUCGGAAUCUUGGAGAAAGCCGAAUCGAGGAAUAAACGAACGGACGACGAAGAGGUGUUAAAAGUGACGGCUCUCGGCAAGGCGGUGUCGGCGUUCCCGCUGCUGCCCCGAUACGGCAAGAUGCUGGCUCUGAGUCAUCAACAGAACCUGCUGCCGUACACCAUAGCGCUGGUAUCUGCUCUCACCGUCCCCGAGGUCAUGAGCGGCACGGCCGACAGCUGGCCCGCGAGCGGCCACGGGCUGCUGUUGGGGGACCCGGGCGUGCUGCUGCGGGCCGUGGGCGCGGCCGAGGUGGCGCACUGCCGCGGGGAGGAGGGGUUCUGUGCCAAGUACGGGCUGCGGGAGAAGGGCCUUAAAGAGAUUCGCAAGAUCCGCAAGCAGCUGACAAGCGAGAUAGCUUUGAGUGUGCCGGGCGUGAGUGUGCGAGUGGACCCGGAGCUGAAGCCGCCUGAUGAUGGGCAGGCGCGGCUGUUACGACAGCUACUGCUGAGUGGACUGGGUGACCAGGUCGGCAAGAAGAUCGCACUCACUGAAGUUAAAGAAGGAGAAGACAAACGGAAAUACAAGUACGCGUACCACUGUGGAGACUUGGACGAGCCGGUCCACCUCCACUCGGACAGCAUCCUGCGGCGAGUGAUCCCGGAGUGGAUCGUGUUCCAGGAGAUGUACGAGACCGGCGCCGACCACCGGCGCAAGAUGGUGGUGAGGAAUGUGGCGGCCGUGGAGCCCGAGUGGCUGCCCGUGUAUGUGCCGCAGCUGUGCAGCCUGGGUGACCCCUUGUCGGAUCCGGAACCGAGGUAUGACGAGAGGUCCGGCCGAGUGCGGUGCCAUUUUAAGGGAACGUUUGGCAAAGCGGCCUGGGAGCUACCGCUAGUUGAGAUUGACUAUCCAGACAGGGUUGAGAGGUACAAAUGGUUCGCGAGGUUCCUACUCCAGGGCGCGGUGUUCCCAAAGCUCAAGAAGUACGCUUCGUCGCUCCUCUCACCACCGUCUACUAUGAUCAAGUCUUGGGCGAAACUCCAGCCAAGGACAGAAGUCCUCCUCAGGGCGCUUGUCUCCGAGCGGUGCGGCACCAGGGAGCAACUGAGGAAUGUGUGGGAGGAGAAAAGUAAAUAUUUACUGGAAGAAUAUUUACAGUGGGUUCCCGAGUCGGCUCACAAUGACGUCACGUUGUAUUGGCCGCCAUUAUGAUACAGAUUAUAAAUGUUGGAAAUAUUUGUUAUUAUUAAAUGAUUUAUACUUCA
Messenger RNA from Leptidea sinapis, 3934 nucleotides. RefSeq names its product probable ATP-dependent RNA helicase kurz (gene kz). The coding region runs from base 273 to 3881 and encodes 1202 amino acids. Gene Ontology annotation, cellular component: nucleolus; intracellular anatomical structure. Lineage: Eukaryota; Metazoa; Arthropoda; Insecta; Lepidoptera; Pieridae. Gene Ontology annotation, molecular function: ATP binding; RNA binding. The record is from RefSeq and is a predicted model, not a curated record. The transcript has 19 exons. Gene Ontology annotation, biological process: maturation of SSU-rRNA from tricistronic rRNA transcript (SSU-rRNA, 5.8S rRNA, LSU-rRNA).